Leptopilina boulardi is the source of this 2074-nucleotide messenger RNA. RefSeq lists its product as uncharacterized. The coding region runs from base 360 to 2057 and encodes 565 amino acids. Gene Ontology annotation, cellular component: nucleosome; nucleus. The transcript is spliced from 5 exons. Gene Ontology annotation, molecular function: DNA binding; structural constituent of chromatin; protein heterodimerization activity. Lineage: Eukaryota; Metazoa; Arthropoda; Insecta; Hymenoptera; Figitidae. The record is from RefSeq and is a predicted model, not a curated record.
UUAUUAAUUUGUUAAAAGUAUUUUACUGCAUUUAAAAAAAAAUUGAGACAUUCGAUAAUUAAUUACAUUAUAAAUUAUAAGAAAGUCAUUUUUUAAUUAUGGUACGACAUAAAGCCCAACCAAGAAUACACAUUUACCGACCGAUCAUAAAUUUCAUGAGAAAAUUCUUGGAAAUAUAUAUCUACGGUCGGGACGCCUAAGUGUAGGUUUUAUUUCCGAAGGUCACCACACUGUACGAUAAACAUCUUUCAUUUUCAUUCAUAGUGCGUCUUAUCCAAAGAAAUUGGAAUUAUAUUCAGAUAUUAUACAAAGCAAAAGAAAAAUUAUUUUAAAAAAAUAAAUGAAAUCAAUCAACUAAGAUGGCAGAAUACGCAGGUAAAUAUAGAUGGCUCAAUUUGCAAGAAAGAAAAGAAAUUUUAGAAAUUUUUAAAGCAAAUGAUGAAAAAAGGAUAAAAUCAAAUUGUUCGGAAAUAGCGCGAAAUUAUAAUGUUUCAAAUACAACAAUUUUAAGAAUGAAAAAAGGUCGUCGUCAACAUUGGGAAAGUACAAUGGAUAAAGAGGAUAAUUCAAUUGUUUUUGGUAAACGAAGAAAAGCCUCGAAAAUAUCAAUCCUCGAGGAAGUACUUUAUGAAUGGUUUAAACAAAAAAGAGCCGCUGGCCAAUCAAUAACAGGUACACAACUACAAGAGAUGGCAUUGUCAAUAAAUAGAAAAUUAAAUAUAAAUCCCGAAUUUAGAGCAAGUAAAGGAUGGUUAAAUAAUUUUAAAGAACGUUAUAAUAUUCGUUCAUUAACAAUGAGUGCCGAACAAUUACCAGCUAAAUUUGAGAGUUGCUUAGAAUUUGUUAACGCUGUGUCGUCAAUAAUGCUUUUGAAAAAUUUUCAAUUAUAUCAAAUUUACAAUGCCGACGAAAUGGGAAUCUAUUGGAAAAUGUUGCCGAGAAUUAAUUUUAUUAAUGAAUAUGAAGAAAGUUUGGAUGGAUUUAAAAUGGCAGAGGAACGUGUAACUGUUAUGGCUUGUGCAAAUGCCGAUGGCAGACACAAAAUUCCAUUAUUUGUAAUAGGAAAAUGGGAAAAUCCUAAUAGCUUUAAUGAUAUUAAAUUACCGGUAGAAUAUCGAUAUGAAGAAAAUGCAUGGAUGACGCGAGAAAUUUUUAAAAGUUGGCUCACAACUGUUUUUUUACCAUCGGUGGAGGAAUUUCAAAAUAAGGAAGAAAAAUCACAUAAUAUUUUAUUAAUAUUAGAUAAUGCCAAGUGCCACUUGUCCAAGGAAGAAAUAGAAUCAAUUUCAGAUAAGUGUGUUAUUGAAUUUCUUCCACCGAAUGUGACUUCUCAGAUUCAACCGAUGAAUCAGGGUGUUAUACAAGAAAUAAAAAGACUCUACAGAAGGAAUAUGUUAAAGGAUAUGUUAUUAGAGACAAGCGAAGAAAGUCUUCUUAAAUAUUUAGAAAAAUUAAAUAUACUGGAUUUUUGUACGCAAAUUGCAAGUGCAUGGUUCGAAGUUAGUACUGAAAAUAUUUUACGUGCAUGGAGAAAAUUAAUACCAGCAUGUGACAUUAUUGUUGAAACUUGUCAAGUUUCUGUAGAUGAAAUACUACAAGUUUUAUAUAGACUUCCUGGUUUUCACAAUAUCAAUGUACAACAAGUACUUUCUUGGCUUGAUGUAGAUAAAAAUGAAACUGGAUGGAAAAUACAAACUGUGGACGAAAUUUUACAAAGUUUAUCUCACGGUAAUAAAUCUUCGAAUAAUGAAAAAGAACAAGAAAGAGAAGAGGAAACUGAUUCACAAAACAUUCAAUAUUCAACUAAUAUAGGGGAAAUAGAAAUAAAAGAAGAACUUGAAAUAAAAGAGGAAUUUGAUACUAUUUCAGAAACAGAAAUUAUUGCCGCUGAAGCAGAUGAGGCAUUGAAGGCCUUGAAUUUCUUUAAAAAAUGGUAUGAACGACAGUGGAAUUGCGAGUCUGAAAAUUUGAUAAUCCUUCAAAGAUUGAAUAAUGAAACAAAAGAUAUUGUCGCACAAUUGAAAGGUUUAAAUUUUGUUGAAAAUGUAAAUGAAUAAAGAUGGUAUUUCAUAAA